This is a messenger RNA of Pseudomassariella vexata, 898 nucleotides long. RefSeq lists its product as uncharacterized. The coding region runs from base 170 to 826 and encodes 218 amino acids. The record is from RefSeq and is a predicted model, not a curated record. The transcript is spliced from 2 exons. Lineage: Eukaryota; Fungi; Ascomycota; Sordariomycetes; Amphisphaeriales; Pseudomassariaceae.
AGCAUCUAAAACGCACCCUCGCCUGCCAUGAAGGGGUUGGUAGUAGUAACGUAAAAGCUAGUAUAGCGCACCUGCCAAGCACAUGAUCACAUGUCGUUCGUUCGUUCGCGUUCUUAUAUAGUGGAACGUAUCCAUGCGUCAAGAGUGCUUGACAGAAUUCUGAUUUCGUAUGAGAAAUAAACCAAAAACACCUCACAAACCAUCAACCAUGCCGGGAAAAGUCAUUGAUGCCAUUACGGUGCCGUUCACCCUCGAAGCAGGCCCUGGUACCGACAUCUGGCGAAAGCCCCCUAGCACCAAUGUGUGGAGCGCCCCAGUCAUCGGCACCGUCUCCCGCCCGCUCAAGUCCUUCCUCUCCGCCCGCAUCACCUUCUGGGCGCUCUGGGCUCACUCGUACGACCAAGCCGGGCUACUUCUAGUGCCGCGGCUUGCUUCAAGCACCGCAUCGCCACCCAGCCACUGGGUCAAGACGGGCAUCGAGUUCUACGCCGGCCAGCCGCUCCUCAGCACCGUCACUUGCGACCGAUUCGCCGACUGGGGCCUCUAUCCGCUGACGUGUGCGGCGAGUGUCGAUCGUGUGACGCUCGAAGUCUUUCGGGAUGGCGGCGCGCAGGGCAAGAAUGCGUGGGUGCACAGGGUCGUGCUGGACCAGGACGGAAACGAGGUGGAGAGAAUCCCGUUGAGGAAAAUUUGCUGGAUUUUUGCGGACGAGGAUGAGGGUGAUUGGGUCUUGGAUGUCAGUCCGUUGGUGGCAAGGCCGGAAAAGGAUGCCAUAGACGCGUUGAGGGUUGAGUUUAUGGAGUUCAAGGUGGAGUGGGUGCAAUAGAUAAUGCCAACGUCGGGUGCGAUACGGCAUUCAAAGGGAUUAAUAUAGCUCAGAAGAAUUGAUUUUGACAGC